Messenger RNA from Manihot esculenta (cassava), 1722 nucleotides. RefSeq names its product two-component response regulator ARR14. Bases 172 to 1530 code for a protein of 452 amino acids. Gene Ontology annotation, biological process: phosphorelay signal transduction system; cytokinin-activated signaling pathway. The record is from RefSeq and is a predicted model, not a curated record. Lineage: Eukaryota; Viridiplantae; Streptophyta; Magnoliopsida; Malpighiales; Euphorbiaceae. The transcript is spliced from 7 exons. Gene Ontology annotation, molecular function: DNA binding.
AUUAAUAUUACGAAUAUGCAGGAAAGGGAGCUUAUGCAAAUUGGCAUCAGGUAGCAAUUUGAGGUGACAGAAGGCUUAAUAGAUAUAAAUGGGAGGCAAAUUAUUUUAUUUUGACUUCCAAAGAUUUAUUAAUGGGCGUUCCUUCACCCAAAGACAAGUCGUUCGAGCAGCAUGAUUAAUCCGAAGGUUGUGUCAGUCGACACUCGUGACAAUACUGAACCAGGUGCGACAGGUAUCAGCAUCUUGGUCGUGGAUUGUGACACUACAUGUCUUACAAUUGCAUCGAAGAUGCUCCACACAUUUGGAUAUAAAGUCAUGACUGCUACUCGAGCUACUGAUGCAUUGAGCAUUUUACAGGAGAGACAGCAUGAGCUUGACCUUGUUCUGACGGAGGUUCACUUGCCUGAUAUGGAUAAAUAUGAGCUUCUUGAAACAAUGGGAGAAAUUUCAUGCUUGCCUAUUGUUGUUUUGUCAGCUGAUAAUAAUGAGAAUGCCAUGUUAGGCUGUCUGUUCAAAGGUGCAGUGUUUUAUCUUUUGAAACCGAUUACCAUGAAUGAUGUAAAGAGCCUUUGGCAGUUUUCAUAUAUGAAGACACCAGGGGAAAUUGCCCCCAGUGGAGGAUCAAAGUGCUUUCAAGAGGAAUCUCCUGAAAAUGGUUCAAUUGAGGCUUCAGAGUGUUUAUCAUUUUCAGAUGCUUGGGAACAGAUUGCCCAGAAAGGCAAAAGAAAAGAGCUAGAAGACAUUGAUAAAGAUAAGGGGGAUGAUAGCGUCAAGUCAACUGUUCCAAAGAAACCAAAGCUAAUUUGGACCAACGAACUUCAUGAUAGAUUCUUGCAAGCCAUCAGAAUAUUAGGCAUUGAUAGUGCUCAUCCAAAGAAAAUACUUAAGCAUAUGAAUGUCCCGGGGCUAAAGAAAGAAAAUAUUUCAAGCCACUUGCAGAAAUAUCGUCUUUCAUUGAAACGGGAACAAGAUGCGAUCCAGAAGACAAUGCUCAGAGAUUACCAUCUUUCGUCAUUCAAUCUACAGAGGGAAAAUUCCCAAUUCCUGAAGCCACAAUUCUUGACUACUACACAACCAGAAAUCAGCAGCCAUGUUCAGAAUCUGAAGAACCCCGAUGGUACCAUGUGCUUGGCUUCCCUUGGUUGUGCAAAUUAUCCUAUGCGUGAUUCCUCUAACCAAGGUUAUAAUUCAAUUUCUAAAAGUGGAGAACCGGUUCCACAGAAUGAACAUACGUACUCUACUCAUACCAGUUUUAGUAAUGUUGGAAUUAGAAUCAAUAACGAGUUUGGCCAAAUGGGAAACGAUAAUGGGGAAGAAUUUCUCAUGCUGUCAGAUGAAGAGAAUUCAAGAUUCGAGAAUGCAACUGAUGGCAUGGAAUUUCUGGGAAAUUGGUCAGAGCAGCAGCAACAAUUCCAGGAACCCCCACUGUCUCCAGCACCACUGCGACUUGAGCAAGAAGAAGGAGAAGACAUUUUGUGGGCUGAAAGAGGAACAAGUGACCUGUUUGAUUCAGCAGACUGGUCUGCUUGAAUGUUUCUUGGCGAGGCGUGCAAUGAUCUAUGGUAAAUCAAUAUAUCAGCCCCAAUUAAUCUGAGAAUUUGGAUUUAGACAUGGGUGAACAGCAAAACAGUAGAAAAAUAAUGUAAUCCAGUCGUUGGAGUAGUCGUUCUGUUGUUAUCCUGUUUGAUAAAUUGCCUCUCAAUAAGUAGUUCUGUUACAACA